GCUGCGCUGGCGCUGCUGCUGGGGGUGCUGCAUUGGGUGCCGGUGGGCGGCCAGGAGUACGACUACUACGGGUGGCAGACCCAGCCGCUGCACGGGCGCUCGUACUCCAAGCCUCCGCAGUGCCUCGACAUCCCCGCGGACCUGCCUCUCUGCCACACCGUGGGCUACAAGCGCAUGCGGCUGCCCAACCUCCUAGAGCACGAGAGCCUGGCGGAGGUGAAGCAGCAGGCUAGCAGCUGGCUGCCACUGCUGGCCAAGCGCUGCCACUCAGACACGCAGGUCUUCCUUUGCUCGCUCUUCGCGCCAGUCUGCCUCGACCAGCCCAUCUACCCGUGCCGCUCACUGUGCGAGGCCGUGCGCGCCGGCUGCGCGCCGCUCAUGGAGGCCUACGGCUUCCCCUGGCCCGAGAUGCUGCACUGCCACAAGUUCCCCCUGGACAACGACCUCUGCAUCGCUGUGCAGUUCGGGCACCUGCCCGCCACCGCGCCUCCAGUGACCAAGAUCUGCGCCCAGUGUGAGAUGGAGCACAGUGCCGACGGCCUCAUGGAGCAGAUGUGCUCCAGUGAUUUUGUGGUCAAAAUGCGCAUCAAGGAGAUCAAGAUAGAGAACGGGGAACGGAAGCUGAUUGGAGCCCAGAAAAAGAAGAAGCUGCUCAAGCCGGGGCCCCUGAAGCGCAAAGACACCAAGAGGCUGGUGCUCCACAUGAAGAACGGCGCGGGCUGCCCCUGCCCGCAGCUGGACAGCCUGGCCGGCAGCUUCUUGGUCAUGGGCCGCAAAGUGGACGGACAGCUGCUGCUCAUGGCUGUCUACCGCUGGGACAAGAAGGAUAAGGAGAUGAAGUUCGCUGUCAAGUUCAUGUUCUCCUACCCCUGCUCCCUCUACUACCCCUUCUUCUAUGGGGCCGCUGAGCCCCACUGAAGGGCGCCCCUCCCUGCCCCACCAGCCAGCUGUGUCCUCGCCCCUGGGGCACACUGUCACCUCCUGCCCCCGUGGCCUCGCCUCCAGUUCCAAGCUAACCUGGUCCCUGUGGGAAGGUGGUUACCAGCACAGGCCCUAAGGGAUGGGCGUGGAGCCUGGGCUGUCCUUGACCGAGGGGUUCUGGGGCUUUCUUAUUUGGGGGUAAACCCCUAGGAUCUCAGAAAGCAGGCGGCAGGAGAGAACAAGGGAAGGGUGGAGGGGCUCUGAGCCGCCUGGGUAGGUUCUGGAAUGGACCGUGGUGUCAGCUCCCCUCUGCUGGUUGGGGGGGCCUUGCCUUGGAGAGGGAAGUCUUGAUAUUAGGCUGAGCUACUUGGGGGACAGUUCUCCAUCCCCACUGCCCUUUCAUGUGGCCUCUCAUGGCCCCCAAAGGAAAGGCAUUAGGGGCACAGUGCCUCCAGCCACACCUCCCCACUGUCCCCGUCGUCUCUGCCUGGUUCCCUUCCCCCUGGACUGGAGAGAAGCCCAGCCCAGCCCCCCUCCCACGUACUCGCUUCUCGGGUUCAUUCUUCAGCCUCCCACAUGUCCUUCGACCCUAAUGACGAGUAAAUUAUUGCUACUGCUACGAGGCCAUAGGUACUAGACUGAUGCAGGUAGGGGUUGGUUUUUAAGUUUUUAAGGUUUUAAUUAAAUAAAACAACAGUUGGUUUUGA
Hipposideros armiger (great roundleaf bat) is the source of this 1628-nucleotide messenger RNA. RefSeq names its product secreted frizzled related protein 5 (gene SFRP5). The transcript is spliced from 3 exons. The record is from RefSeq and is a predicted model, not a curated record. Gene Ontology annotation, molecular function: Wnt-protein binding. Gene Ontology annotation, biological process: non-canonical Wnt signaling pathway; canonical Wnt signaling pathway. Lineage: Eukaryota; Metazoa; Chordata; Mammalia; Chiroptera; Hipposideridae. Bases 175 to 918 code for a protein of 247 amino acids.